AUGCCAUCGCCUCAUGUGAGAUGGUCACUGAUUGAUUCAAAUUUUUAUGGAUAAUUGGGAAAGGAUACAAAUACGAAAACUUGAAACAUUUUCUUCACAAAUUCAAUAAUUCGCGUGACAUGCGCAUCCGGCCUCCCGUCCCUCUGUCUGCUGCACCUCCACAGUCUCUCACUCGGCCAGCUAACUGUCUCACACUCUCUCAUCUCUCAACAGUCCCUUGUCGCCAUUUAACCCCCGACAGGUCAACCCCACGCUCAUUCCGCGCAUUUCUUCAUUUGUCCCUAUUCCAGUCAAUCAAUAUUGGCCAAACUGCAAGUUGCUAUUCAGUCCGUCAUCUCGUAAGUCUGUUUGCUGUAAGCAGAACUCAAUUAGAAACCAUUGUUUCUGCGUUUGCGCUUAUUUCGAAAAAUUUAGGAAGCAAAAACUAUUUUCUUCUCUGUUCUCUAGCAGUUUUCGGAAAUUUCAACCGAAUAAUGAGAAUGACUAGGAAGUAUUCCCAUAUAAUGCUUUCUGGGAGCUCAUAGAUGUUUUUUGCUUGUACCUUUGUGCCAUACCUUUUGUUCCGACCUUACCCCAGGUCAUGUUUCUAGAAUCGGAAGUCGGAAGUGGAAAAGAGAAAAGUUCAUCCGGAAAUCGGAAGUCGGAAAGAAAGUCCUUUCUCCCAUUUUCAGCAAAGAGGUUAAAGGACCAGGGAACCCAAAAAUUUUUUGAUUUUUUUGUGAAAUGUUUUUGUGACCGUUUGAAUUGUCUUUUAUUGCCUCAUACACUGGUGAAAUGCUGCCUCUCAAAAAUGCCAUUGAACGAAACGGCAUGCAGUUGAAGUUGUGGCCGUGGCCUAGCGCCAAUGGCCGAAAAAUAUAUAUAAAUAUAUGCGCUUCUCGGCCAUUUUAUUUUUUCCGCUUUUUUACCGGUUUUUUUACAAAAAUUCACGGUUUCUCCUAUUUUUCAGUUGAUUGACAUUUGUUCGGCACUUACUUAUUUUUUCACUGCUAAAAAAUUGUUUUCAUUCAGUCGAUAUGAAGUGCCAAAAUGGGAGAAACCGUGAAUUUUUGGAAAAAAACCGGUAAAAAAGCGGAAAAAAUAAAAUGGCCGAGAAGCGCGUAUAUUUUUAUAUAUUUUUCGGCCAUUGGCGCUAGGCCACGGCCACAACUUCAACUGCAUGCCGUUUCGUUCAUUGGCAUUUUUGAGAGGCAGCAUUUCACCAAUGUAUGAGGCAAUAAGAGACAAUUCAAACAGUCACAAAAACAUUUCACAAAACAAUCAAAAAAUUUUUGGGUUCCCUGGUCCUUUAAUAGUUUUAGGUGUAAUGUGACUGAAUCGUCGAACAUGUGCUAAGCGGGAUAUGUUUGUGGACUACAACCCUCUUGACGAACCUUUUAUUCACCGAGCCUGAUGACUCUUUUAUUCAAAACCUUCGUUUGGCCCAUUUUUGAAUGCGGCAUACAUAUGUCCUUCUAAGAAAGCUACGAUAAGAGAAAUUGAACAGGUUCAGAGUAACUUCUCUCGUAAACUUCGGUUACGGAAAAUAGGAGCUUUUGUACCUCGAGAUUCGCCAAACUACAUAAACGCUAGUGAACGUUGCCGUCAAUUUAAUCUCGAAUCACUAGAAACUCGCCGCUCACAUUUAGAUAAUAAGUUUUCACUCAAAUUGUUAGCCAACAAAGUAGACAUAAAUCCCAAUGACUUCUUUCUACACUCAAACUCUACACGUACUAGACGGAGCCACGUUUACCGAUGGAAGAGUCCGAAAUCGAAACUAAGGCACAACUUCUUCACUCACAGAGUCUUGUCUAAAAUGAAUCCGGCACGAGCAUAUGUAAAAUGAUGAUCUUUUUUUGUAUGUGUUGGCAAGUAGCUGAAGAAUCAACCCAUUCCUUUUAAUCUUAUUCUCCUCGAAUAUUUCGGUUUGCCAUCUAUCUGCGACGACUCUUCCACUUGGUUUCAGCUUAUCGCUAUUGAUUUUCAGUCACUUUGUAACAUAAUUUCAAAAUCGUUUCGCUGUUUUUUUUUCUUUCCUCUGUUUUCCUCCUGUUCUCCAAAAACUGCUAGUUUUGAUCAAGUGUUAUGAAAAGUUAAUUCCAGGGUAGUGAUGGUCAGCUUUGACAAAAUGAUAUCGGAUUCGAAAUGUGAAGGAUGCCGGAAGUAUCAAGCAUGCGUGUACCAUGUAAGUUAUUCAUUUUGAUUUUGAACAAUAGGCAGACCAUUUGGACUUCAUUGAUAUAUUUCUCAUUAACUCACGCUUUAUGUUUUCAGAUGACAAAGGCCAUUCUGGAACGGACCGAGUCUCCGAAUUCUCCGAGACUAGGAUUUUCUGAAGAGUCUUCAACCCCUUCGUCACCAGCUAAGAGUGUUUUCACCGAUUUCGAGACGGGCAAAGUCGAGUCGGAUGCUUCCGGAGAGUUGAGCCCUGAGACCGCCUCUCCCAACCCGCAGCCGUUCCACUUGGCCUCUCCUGUGAUCUCCAAGCAUGAAACGGCGUCUACGACUCUUCCGAUCUUCACGGAGCCGGCUCGAUCCUCACGUCUUGCCCAGAGCGAUCUCUAUGCGAAACACUGUUACAACUGCAACGUGACGUGGACUACCGCCUGGAAACGCGACGAGAAUUGGAACCUUCUCUGCAGCCCGUGCGCGAUUUACUGGAAAGCGUACGGAAAGGCUCGUCCGUUCAACGUGCUCAAACGCAAUACUAGAACGCGCAGAAGCAAUGUGAAGAAGGUGAAAGGAGGAUCGAGCAACACAAAGGACAUGGCUCCGAUUAGCGACUUCUUGCGAGGAGUUGGAGACGCCGUGUACGGACCGACGACGUCCGCAGCGAUGAAGGAGAAUGACAUUCCGGAUACUAAUCUUCUGCCAUGA
This is a messenger RNA of Caenorhabditis sp. 36 PRJEB53466, 2856 nucleotides long. The record is from the annotation of a GenBank genome assembly. NCBI's taxonomy places the organism in Eukaryota, Metazoa, Nematoda, Chromadorea, Rhabditida, Rhabditidae.